Molecule: messenger RNA, 5281 nt
Organism: Ochlerotatus camptorhynchus
Lineage: Eukaryota; Metazoa; Arthropoda; Insecta; Diptera; Culicidae
Product: phospholipid-transporting ATPase ABCA1-like
Exons: 8
Coding region: 160-5181 (1673 amino acids)
Biological process (GO): transmembrane transport; lipid transport
Cellular component (GO): intracellular membrane-bounded organelle; membrane
Molecular function (GO): ABC-type transporter activity; ATP hydrolysis activity; ATP binding
Source: RefSeq, a predicted model, not a curated record
UUCUUAUAGUGAAUUAAAUUCUAUUAGUAUCGAACGCGAUCUACAUGUAAAAAUAUCAUAUGACGUGUUAGAGCUGUGAAAUUUAAUUAACUUUAUCUAUGUUUGCGUUUGAUUAAACUGAUAAAGGACAACAAAUAUAGGGCUUGCCCAAAAAAAAAAAUGGUCAUUAUAACAGCUCAAGGAUCGUCAGGUGCUAGCGUUAUAACUCAAGCUUCGGGAACCACUAGUGGAGAAAAAUUUGCAUUACUACUAUGGAAGAAUUUUCUCUUGCACUGGCGGAGCAAGAUAUCUUCGCUGGUGGAGAUAUUCAUCCCUCCAUUCUUUAUGCUUCUUCUGGUUGGGCUUCGAAGCCUUACCGAAGUAAAGAUUAACAACUAUGAAUCAAUAUAUGAUCCCUUGGAUGUAUCCAACUUUACCGGGAUAAGGAACAACUUGGUGGUUCCCUUCGCACCGGUGAUAGCCUACUCACCGGACACGGCGUUCAUUCGAGAGUUGAUGCUGCCUGUGGCAGAAUGGACUGAACUGCAGUUGGAGAGCUUUCCCAGUUCGAACGAAAUGCAAUACUUUCUCAUGGCCUCGAAUUCCUUCGUUGGGGUACAAUUUGAUGAACGUUACGUAGAGCUAUCUAGUCUCCCGAAAAAGUUGAAUUACACGCUACGGUUUCCCGGAGAACUCCGCGCUCAGUUUGGAAUUACACACACAUGGCGAACGAAUUCGCGCUUUGCCUCGAGACCUGAUGGAGGCGCGCGGUUCUACACAUACGAUGAUGGCGGACCGAGUCCGGGGUAUUUUCGUGAAGGAUUUCUCAGCAUCCAGCAUUUCAUAUUCAAAUCCUUUGUAGCACAAGUGAAAGUAUUAGAACAAGACGUACCGGAUGUGAUAGUGCAACGGUUUCCAUAUCCGCCGUUUAUGGACGAUAAUUUCCCAUCCAGUUUGACGACGUUCUUACCGAUUUCAGUGAUGUUGGCCUUCAUCUACCCGUGUAUUAGUAUUGUGAAGUCGAUAAUAUUUGAAAAGGAAAAACAAAUCAAAGAAGCGAUGAAGAUUAUGGGAAUGAGUAACUGGAUUUUGUGGUGCUCGUGGUUCGCGAAGUGCUUGAUUUUCAUCGUAAUUUCGAUAUCGCUGGUAGUGCUAUUUCUUAAAGUGCCAUGGUACAGCACCCCAGACGUAUCCGUACUUACGCACUCAGACUGGGGAGUGAUAUGGUUGUUUUUCUUUAUCUACGGAAUGGCGAUUAUCACGUUCUCGUUCAUGUUGAGUACGCUGUUUUCCAAAGCAAACUCGGGAGGAGCGGUUGCUGCUAUCAUUUGGUUUUUGGCAUUUGCUCCGUUUGCAGUAAUGGAUCAGGAUUACGGUAGCCUGUCAGUAUCUGACAAGCUCGCGGCAUCGCUGCUGCUGAACACAGCCAUCGGAUUCGGUUUACGGUUGAUCGGAGUGUAUGAAGGGACCACUGAAGGCAUGCAAUGGUCAACUUUAUUUCAUGACAGCGACGUAGACAACAUCAACCUCGGCAUGAUUAUGCUGAUGCUACUGGCGGAUACGGUAAUUUAUCUAUUGCUCGCAUUGUACAUAGAACAAGUGUUUCCUGGAGAUUUCGGGUUGGCAGAACCGUGGUACUUUCCUGUAUCCAAGCGAUUUUGGUUUGGAGAUACUCCGAUGAAAGAAAUAUCGGACAGUGAACCCACCCCGCAGAACGAAAACGUUGAGGAUGAUCCCAAAGGUCGCCCGGUUGGUAUCCGAAUCAAAUCGUUGCGCAAGGUCUACUCCAACAAGAAGGUAGCCGUCGAAGCGUUGAGCUUCAACAUGUUCGAAGGUCACAUUACUGCGCUGUUGGGACACAAUGGUGCAGGUAAAACGACGACCAUGUCAAUGCUCACGGGCAUGAAACGACCGACGUCGGGAACGGCGGAAAUUUGGGGCUACGAUAUACGAUAUGAAAUGAAGAAAAUCAGAAAUUCAUUGGGAUAUUGUCCUCAGCAUAACAUUCUAUUCGAUCGGCUAACGGUACGGGAACAUCUGUACUUCUAUGGCCGGUUGAAGGGUCUGUCGAAGAUCCAGGUGCAGUACGAAAUAGAAAAGUACAUUAAAGCGUUGGAACUGGUGGAUAAGACGAACGUUGGAGCUUCCAGUUUGUCCGGUGGUAUGCAGCGGAAGCUGUGUGUUGGAAUUGCUCUGUGUGCAGGAUCGAAGGUAGUUCUUUGUGACGAACCGACUUCGGGAAUGGAUCCUGCUGCAAGGAGAGCACUGUGGGAUUUACUUAUCGCAGAGAAAAGUCGUCGCACGUUGAUAUUGUCGACGCAUUUCAUGGACGAAGCAGACAUGUUGGGCGAUAGAAUUGCCAUAAUGGCUGAUGGCAAGUUGAAGGCUGUUGGAUCAUCGUUUUUCCUGAAGAAGAAAUUUGGCGUUGGUUAUCGAUUGAUAUGCGUUAAGGCGCCGGAAUGUGAUGUAGUAGCGGUAACAGAGUUACUUGGAAAUUAUAUUACGGACAUUACGGUGGAGUCGAGCAUUGGAUCGGAGUUGUCUUAUUUACUACAUGAGGAAUUUUCGCACAGAUUUCAACCGAUGCUCGAAGAACUGGAGAAUAACAGUGAACGUUUACACAUUUUGGAUUUUGGAAUUUCCCUAACCACAUUGGAAGAAGUUUUCAUGAAAGUUGGCUCGGAUUCAACACACCUCAGUGACGCUGUUAGUAUGAACAGCUUGGCGACUACUUCUACAGAUGUUGAAUCGAACUCAAGCGUUGGUGAAUAUGAACUUUUGGAAGGGUUCAGCCUAUUUAUGUGUCAACUAAGAGCUCUGUUUUUGAAAAAAGUUUAUCAAACUUAUCGCAACUGGUUCCUACUGUUGAUUCAAAUUGGAAUUCCUAUAUUGUUUGUAUCGGUUACGAUUGCCGUUGUACGAGCUUGGGUUGGAUCACGUGACAUGCCUGCUCGUAUUCUAUCCAUCAGGUCUCACAAUCCCUCAGUUACGCUCGUGCAAAUCGAUUUACCUGAACAGCGAUCAGAAAUUACACAAUCGGUCCUGGAUAACUAUUUGCAUCAUCUUCGUUGGACUGAAGGACUUGUCAUUAGUUUGAUAAAGGAGUUUAUCGUGCGUGUAUUUUUGAUACUCGCCGAAGAGAACCUGAUUGUGGUUAACCGACUCUAUAUUAUGGGUGCUAGUAUACUCAAUGACAACUACACGGCAUGGUUCAACAAUGAAGCUUUACAUUCGCCAGCAAUUUCGUUAGCUGCUAUGCACAAUGCAUUGUUACGCACAUUUGCCAACUCAACGACCUAUCGGAUCGAUGUCACGAAUCAUCCACUCCCUUUCACGGACGAAUCGAGAAUUCAAAUGAGCAGAGCGCACAAUAAUCUGGGCUUCCAGUUGGCCUACAACACCGGUUUCGGUAUGGCGUUCGUGUCCGGAUUCUUCGUCAUUUUCUACAUUCGAGAACGUAUAACCAAAGCCAAACUGCUUCAGUUUGUGAGCGGUGUGAAUCGUUUUGCAUAUUGGUUUACCGGAUUCAUUUGGGAUUACUUCAUUUACACCAUUGUGUGUUUGUUCAUCAUUGCAACCGUUGCCCUAUUCCAGGAGCCCGGAUUCAGCACCGGAGAUGAAGUGUUUCGGCUAUAUGCAAUCUUCUUGAUUAUCGGACUUCCAGCGCUUCCAUUGACGUACAUCACAACGCUCUAUUACUCGGUACCGCCAGCAGCUUUCAUCCGCGUCAGUGUGGCAUUUAUCGUUACCGGAACGGCGCUGUUCAUAUUUGUCUUUUUGCUGGGUACGGAAAUGUUCCAAUUGGACGAUCUUGCUGAAACGUUGUCAACGGUAUUUUUGAUAUUCCCUCACUUUGUACUUUGUGAUGCGAUCGUCAAUUUGAGUCGGAUGUCAAUGACGAAAAACAUGUGUGAAGCGCCACGACCCCCAGGAGUGACACCGUUGCCCAUAUGUGGAGAAGAUCUGCAUUACAUGCAGUGGGAUCGCCCAGGAAUUGGUCGACAUUUGUACUAUAGCUUAUUGAUGACCGGAGUGUACUUUGGAAUACUAUUCUUGCUAGACUUCAAAGUUUUGAAGGUACUAGUUCAGAAAACCAGGGAAUUAUACUACAGAGGGCAAUACAAGUUGGAAGUGAACCACAACGAUUUGGAUUCAGAUGUUCGUGUGGAGAAGGAACGGGUUGAAACAAUGACAGAGGAACAGAGAAAAGAUACCAACUUGGUUGCUCACAAUAUAACAAAGUACUACAAUCGCUUCUUGGCGGUAAAUCAACUUAGUGUGGGGAUUAAUAGCUACGAAUGCUUCGGUUUGUUGGGGGCCAAUGGAGCGGGAAAAACUACUACGUUCAAAAUGCUAUCCGGUGAUGAAACCAUAUCUUUCGGAAACGCUUGGAUUAAGGGCAACAGUUUGAAGACAAAUCUGAAGAAGGUUCAUAAACACAUCGGGUAUUGCCCUCAGUUUGAUGCACUGAUAGAGGACCUGACGGGACGGGAAACAUUGAAAUUGUUCUCGCUAUUGCGGGGAGUACCGAAUGAUACAAUCCCACAGAUAUCGUUAUUUCUAGCCAAAGAGUUUGGCUUCGUAAAACACAUGGAUAAGCAGGUAAAAGCCUACAGUGGAGGAAAUAAGCGAAAGUUGAGCACGGCACUGGCCUUGUUGGGAAAUCCAUCGGUGAUUUAUUUGGACGAACCCACGUCGGGGAUGGAUCCUGGGGCGAAGAGAAAUCUGUGGAAUGGCGUCUGUCGCGUGCGGGACAGUGGAAAAACGAUCGUUUUAACGUCUCACAGCAUGGAGGAAUGUGAGGCACUGUGCACACGGCUCUCCAUUAUGGUAAACGGAGAGUUCAAGUGCAUUGGGUCGACGCAACACUUGAAGACCAAGUUUUCGCAAGGAUUUGUGCUGAUUAUCAAAGCGAAGAAAGUGGAAGCGGUCGUUAAGGUCAGAGACGGCUCGGUGCCUGAGGUGACGGAUUUGCAAAAAGUAAAGGACUUUGUAACGAUAAAUUUUACUGAUGCCCAUCUAAAGGAAGAGUAUCAGGACAUGAUCACUUAUUACAUCCGGUCGCAAAAUAUGAAGUGGUCCCAAAUAUUCGGCAUAAUGGAAAACUGUAAACGAACACUCAACGUGGAAGAUUACUCGAUCGGACAAACAAGCCUAGAGCAGGUGUUUCUCUCAUUCACCAAGUUUCAGCGGGAAGAAUAGAAUGCGUUGAUUGUGUUGCGCGGUCAGUGCAAAAAAGAAUAUUAUUUACGUUCCAAAGAUUAUUUGUUUUAAUACGGUUAGUCUAGAUGUAUUAUUUAUU